AUGGAUGAGAACCCGGCCAGGGCGUUAAUAAAAGAGGCCGGAAUCUCCCUCCAAUGCUGGACCAACCGUCAAGCACGGAUCGUUGCACAAGAUCUCUCAUUAAGCAUGCCGUGGAACUUCUCACUAUAUGACUAUGUCCGCUCAACGUCCGAGUCAUUCACCACCCAACAAGGAGCAAGCUCGGCCCGCGGCCGGACCCGGCCCCAGACCGGUGGGACGAAACAAGAACUCGAAGAUGUCCGGCCGGAUCCUUUCUGCCUGCGACGCAUGCCCCCCGGUGGUCGGCUCGGCCGGCCCAAAGGCAGCAAGAACAAGCGGACGUUGAUGCAGCAAAUUCUGAACCUGAAUAAAGAGCAGCCGUCCGAGACACAGAGGGACACGAAUAGAAGCACUGCGGAUGUCAUGCAGUGGAUUGGAUCCGGACAGCAUCAACGACAGCAACGGCAACAGCAGCUGCCGCCGCCUGAACCCGACUUGAUCUCGUUCGAGUUCGAUAUGGAACAUGCAUUCGACACCACGAUUGCUUUUGGGGAAGGCGAGAGUCCUGCAGGGGAUGGCAGCCGUGACCUCAUGCUCGAUAUGGGUCAGGACUUGAGUGCAGACGACGACUCGGGAUUGAGCCAUCAGGCUUGCUUGGCCCAGGUAUUAGCAGCCAAUUCACCCAACUCUCACUCGGUUUUGGCGACUGACCCUUUUGCUUUUCUUUCCCCUUUCCUUGCUCAGACUUCCCGUGCGCUUGUGAGUGGACAACAACUGCCCGUGAGCGAUUCUGGGCCAGGACAGUUCCGCGCUUUCCCAUCGGAUGGAUCGACCGACCCGUUCGGCACCAUCUUCCCCAGCAGCAACCCGGCUCCAUCGGGUUACUCUCGUGCAUCGCCACCAAUCUCACCGGUGUCCCCGCCAUCGGCCGCGUCAAAUCUGCCUUCGAAUGUACGCUCAGGUUGCUUGUGCCUGCAGCGGCUGGUUCGACUGCUUUAUCAUCUGGAGGAGCUGCGCUUUCCCCAAGGCCACGGUCACGGUCAUGCAGCGCGCGCUCACCAAGCCGCAGGUCCCUCCGCGGACUCGGUUCUGCGAGGGGUCCAGGCCGCCAAGAUGCCGUGGCAAGGCUUCAUCCACUGCAGCGUCCACGGUGAUGACGACGGCCACAGAGAGGCGCUCCUCUUGUUCGCCAUGAGCAUUCGGAUCCUCUUGCUGGCGGUCCAAAAGCUCAACAGCACCAUCCGCCUUAGCCAGACCGAGUUGUCCUCCGACAUCGCCGUCUCGGUGGGCGACUUCGAGCUGAUGGGUGAGGCGAAAGCGGAGAUCAUCGGCGUGGUCAUCCGGCGGGCACUGUGGGCCAUCACCAUUGCGCUGCAGCAUCUCUGGGAGCGCGCGGGGCAGCCGACGGCGCAAACGGGCAGCGAACUCGGCAGCAGCAGCCCCCCUGAGCGAUCAAGUCCCAUCAGCAUUCUAACCGGGUCAUCCUGCAAAGACCCUCCUCAAGUGAGGCCGCGUGCGUUCAGUGCCCCAGCGUCGACGACCAGUUUUGGGGCUGAGGACGAGAGCGUCGUGUCGCUUCUUGCUACGCUGCAGUGCACAAUGAAGACCUUGGAGCAAGAGACACAGGCGUCGGGGGCUGGGUCUGAACCAAAGCCAUCUCCAAUCUAG
Aspergillus thermomutatus is the source of this 1647-nucleotide messenger RNA. RefSeq lists its product as uncharacterized. Lineage: Eukaryota; Fungi; Ascomycota; Eurotiomycetes; Eurotiales; Aspergillaceae. The transcript has 2 exons. The coding region runs from base 1 to 1647 and encodes 548 amino acids. The record is from RefSeq and is a predicted model, not a curated record.